CCUACAGGUUUGCAACUCUCUACGACACGACCAACAGGAUCCCUGUGUUCUCAGCCUACACCUUCAGUGGUAAGGCAGUUGGUAGACCAAGUCCAGUCCUGGAUGAUCGAGCCCCAGCUUGAAAAUAUAAAGGACCAAAGUGACAUGAAGGUGGAUAAUAAAGCUGUCAAACACCAGGCUGUGGACACAGACUACAAAAAUAACAACCUGGGUCUGGACAGAGGUCACCUGUUCCCAUGUUCGUACGCACCUGAUGAUGCUGCCAAGAGGUCCACUUUCACCCUGACGAACGCCGUUCCCCAGGCAAGUUCCUUCAACCGAGGCAGCUGGAAGACAAUGGAGUGUAGAGUCAGAAAAGCUCUUGAGCUUAACUGUAAGGAUAACAACAACAAGAUAAAAGCCUAUGUGGUGACUGGAGCAGUGCCCAGCAAGAACAACAAACUGAACAACAGAGUGAACAUCCCAGAUCUCAUGUGGACAGCCUACUGCUGUUACAACAGCAACCUGAGAAAGUGGGUGGCCCAAGCACACUGGGGUGAGAACCAAAAGGAGAGCAAGGGGAAAACAUUGAAACCGGAGACCUUGGGAGCACUCAAAAAAGGAGUUGAACAAAAUCUACAAUGUCGGAGUCGAGGUGUUUCACAAUAAAUGUCCAAGAAACGUUAAUGUAUUAGGAGGACGAGACAGGG
Messenger RNA from Oncorhynchus tshawytscha (Chinook salmon), 689 nucleotides. RefSeq names its product endonuclease domain-containing 1 protein-like. Gene Ontology annotation, molecular function: hydrolase activity; nucleic acid binding; metal ion binding. The record is from RefSeq and is a predicted model, not a curated record. Bases 103 to 648 code for a protein of 181 amino acids. The transcript has 2 exons. Lineage: Eukaryota; Metazoa; Chordata; Actinopteri; Salmoniformes; Salmonidae.